Molecule: messenger RNA, 917 nt
Organism: Capsicum annuum
Lineage: Eukaryota; Viridiplantae; Streptophyta; Magnoliopsida; Solanales; Solanaceae
Product: inactive protein RESTRICTED TEV MOVEMENT 1
Exons: 2
Coding region: 154-687 (177 amino acids)
Source: RefSeq, a predicted model, not a curated record
UCAACCCAAACCAACUGUUAAAAAAUAUGAGGGUCUUCUUUUCGUUCCCCAAAAUUUUCUAUAGUCCUCCCCAGCUACCCCGCCAAGCUCCAUUUUCUGUCCGGCUUCCACCACCGAUCGCCACCACUUUACUUUAACUAAGCAAGUGAGAAUAUGAAUAUGGUUAAAGUUGGCCCAGCGGGAGGAAGUGGUGGAACCAUUUGGGAUGAAAAGGGACGAGACCAAGUUGCUGGGAUUGUUGUUACCUACAACGAAUACGCAGUUCACGCACUUCAGUUCCUGUUUUAUGAAAAUGGCAACUUAGUUCUGUCAAACAAGCACGGGGAUCAUCGCUGUGAAAACUUCCGUGCAGUUCUGUUUGAUUAUUCAUCAGAGUUUAUUACUUCCAUAAGCGGUUGUUUCAGGACAUCUUAUGAUUUUACAAAGCUGAAAUGUAUAAGUUUUGGAACCAACAAGGGUUCCUAUGGACCAUUUGGGUCCACUGCUACUUCAAAUGUUGACACGGACUUCAACUUUCAGCUAGGAAAUCAUCGUCUUUUUGGUGGUUUUCAUGGUAGCAAGACCGAAUAUGGCGUUGAGAGUAUUGGGAUCUAUGUGAAGCCGAUCAUGAAAGAUCCUCAAGUUAAGGAUGAAAAAGAUUUACUACCACCCACCUACGAAGAUCAACUUGAAAGUUCCUGGACUUGAGAAUUCAACUCAUAUGCCUACUUAUGGUUUUUACUUUUGCACAGUCGAUCUACAGCUUGGUGCUUGGUUAUUAUGUAAAGCUUUAUUAACUGUUUGAGUUUUGUAUGAUUUUGAAAAAUGGUCAUUGUUUGAUGGAAAAACUUAAAUAGCUUGUUUGGAUGGUUGUUACCUAUUGUAUUGUAUGGUUGAAUAUAAUGUUUGUUCUGUGUUAUUUAAGUUUUAUUGUAUUA